Myotis myotis is the source of this 914-nucleotide messenger RNA. RefSeq names its product serotriflin-like. The record is from RefSeq and is a predicted model, not a curated record. Gene Ontology annotation, cellular component: extracellular region. NCBI's taxonomy places the organism in Eukaryota, Metazoa, Chordata, Mammalia, Chiroptera, Vespertilionidae.
AUGCUGAAGAUCAAAAUAUGCUCAUCUCCCUUGGGACUUGGGAACAUCUUAUCCCUCCCUCUGCUUAUCUCAGAGACAAUGAUGCUGGUGGGCAUUUGCUUCAUGGUACUGCUGCAACAAGCAGCCAGCAUGUCAAAUACUUCAGUUUUCUCUUUUUUGACUCAACAUCCAUCAGUCCAAAUGGAGAUUAUUAAUAAGCACAAUGACCUUAGAAGGAUGGCAAGUCCCAGUGCCAGGAACAUGCUUAAAAUGACAUGGAAUGACGUAGUUGCAAGGAAUGCUGCAAACUGGGCAAGCAAGUGUACCUUGUCUCACAGUCCUGCAUCUGAACGACGAAUCAGCUCCAUUGGUUGUGGAGAGAAUUUAUACAUGUCCAGUAGUCCCAGAUCAUGGUCAGAAGCAAUCCAAUCUCUUUAUGAUGAAGUUAAAGAUUUCAAAUAUGGAUAUGGAAGUACGCGAGUAAAUGCUGCAACUGGCCAUUACACCCAGCUCGUUUGGGCCACUUCCCACCAACUUGGCUGUGCAUUAGCCCAUUGUCCUCACAGCCGCUUUCAGUAUUACUAUGUUUGCCAGUAUUGCCCUGCCGGGAACGUGUUUAAUACCAUCAGGACCCCAUACAAAAUAGGGAGACCAUGUCAAGACUGCCCUCAUCAUUGUGAUAAUGGGCUUUGCACCAAUCCCUGCAUGAAGGUGGAUAAGAUAACGAAUUGUGAAUAUUUGGUCAGACAAGUAGGGUGUGAUCACACACUCACAAAAGCAAAAUGCCAGGCCACCUGUGAAUGCCCUUCUUCAAUUAAAUAAAACACAUUUUAAGGCUGAUUCUUCAUCUCAAGAGCAAAGUGACUCCACUUAAAAACUACUGUAAAAAUGCCAUUGUCUUUUUCUAAAUGAUCAAAUAAAUUUUGAAAAAAAAA